This is a messenger RNA of Uranotaenia lowii, 701 nucleotides long. RefSeq lists its product as uncharacterized. The coding region runs from base 169 to 693 and encodes 174 amino acids. The transcript is spliced from 2 exons. NCBI's taxonomy places the organism in Eukaryota, Metazoa, Arthropoda, Insecta, Diptera, Culicidae. The record is from RefSeq and is a predicted model, not a curated record.
CCACGAGAAGUUAAAUAAAGUUUUAAAAUAUUGUUGUGUACGACGCGGCCUUUUAAUUACGUAUCACAACAAAGUGGCGACGAGGUUCGUAGUAACGCUUUCGCGAAUUGCCAAAAAACUCGCCGGGAAACCGUUUUUGGACAGAUAGUGGUUUGGAGGUUAGGUAUCAUGCCCGACCCGUUCCAGCAUCCGCCAAACACCGGGGAACAGACGAGUUCCAGUCUGUUGCUCCAGAUCCUGUCUCAACAGCAGCAGCUUAUGGCAAAACUGUCCGACCAGGUAUCAGCGACGCAUCGAGCAAUUUCGGAGUUGAACAGAGACGAAAUAGCUCUUGACUCGCUCUCUAGCAACAUCACGGAAUUCACCUAUGACCCGGAACACGGUAACACCUUCGACGCCUGGUUUUCAAGGUACGAGGACCUUUUCGACAAGGACGCCGGGAAGUUGGACGAUUCAGCGAAGGUCAGACUACUCAUGCGAAAAUUGAACCCGGCCGCACAUGAUCGGUUCACGAGCUUCAUCUUACCGCAGCUUUCGAGGGAUCUGAAAUUCAGCGAAGCUAUCGAAAAGCUCACAUCCAUCUUCGGUUCUCCCGUAUCCACAUUCCAUCGCAGGUACCAAUGCCUGCAGACCAUCAAGGAAGACGGCGAAGACUUUGUUUCCUACUCCUGCAAGAUCAUUUCCAGCCACUGAAGAGGAAC